AUGGCUUCGCAAUAUCGCAACUCUUACUAUCAACACUCUUCGCGCGACACAUACGAAUACGGCAUCCAGCGGCGGCCGACUACGGACCGCCUUGAGUCUCGGCCGGCGCGGACGAGCGACAGCAACACCAUUAGCACAACUUCGUCGUCUUCCGGUCGCGAGUCGUCUGCUACAGCUAUGACCAGCAUGACCGAGCCGCCGACGUACUCGAAGAAGAUCGUCGUCGUGGGCGAUGGCGGCUGUGGCAAGACAUGUCUGCUCAUCAGUUACAGCCAGGGCUACUUCCCCGAGAAAUACGUCCCCACCGUCUUUGAGAACUACAUCACCUAUCCAACACACCCGCCGUCCGGCAAGACGGUUGAGCUGGCACUGUGGGAUACAGCCGGUCAAGAAGAGUACGACCGGCUCCGGCCACUCUCGUACCCGGAAACCGACCUCAUUUUUGUGUGCUUUGCUAUCGACUGCCCGAACUCACUCGAGAACGUCAUGGACAAGUGGUACCCCGAAGUGUUGCAUUUCUGCCCGUACACGCCGCUGAUCCUCGUCGGCCUCAAGUCUGACUUGAGGUUCAAGAAGACGUGCAUCGACAUGCUCAAGACGCAAGGCCUGACGCCUGUGACUACCGAGCAAGGUCUCGCCGUCGCCAAGAAGAUGGGUGCCCAGUACAUGGAGUGCAGCAGCAAAGAGAUGAAGGGUGUCGACGAGAUCUUUGAGCAGGCGCUUCUGACUGUUGUCGCCAACGACCGCAGAAACAUCGAGGCACAGACGGCCGGCGGCGGCAAAAAUGGUGCCAGUGGUACUGGUGCUUCCAACACCGGUGGCAGUGGUGUCACCUUUGGCAGUAGCAGCGGCAACAUUCCCAUUGGUGGACCGAUGAAGCGGAAGAAGAGACGCUGCAUUCCACUGUAG
Sporothrix brasiliensis 5110 is the source of this 909-nucleotide messenger RNA. Its product is annotated as RHO4 protein. Gene Ontology annotation, biological process: small GTPase-mediated signal transduction. The transcript is spliced from 3 exons. The record is from RefSeq and is a predicted model, not a curated record. Lineage: Eukaryota; Fungi; Ascomycota; Sordariomycetes; Ophiostomatales; Ophiostomataceae. The coding region runs from base 1 to 909 and encodes 302 amino acids. Gene Ontology annotation, molecular function: GTP binding; GTPase activity.